GCACCGAGUAGGUUCUGAGCGAGCAUGCCUACUUCCGGUUCCCCUUCUGCCGCUUUCAAAUGAGCCGGCUGUGACGGGAUAAACAAACCCGUCCUGCUGCGCGCAACUACAUUCACGUUGGACCCGGAAAACAUCAACAAACCGCCAGAAUGGGUCACGUUUCGGUUCUGAUUCUGGCGACGCUGUUCUGUGUCGCGACGACGCAGUUUGUGCCACCGUACACGGAGGACUGCAGGGCAGAGAUGUAUCCGCCCAAAGGUCCCACGUAUAAAGGGUCGGUGCCCUGGUACACCCUGGACCUGGACCUGCCUCCCAGCAAGCGGUGGACCGGCCUGAUCUCCGACAAGAAGGCAGAACUGGGCCAGAUGAUUCAGGCCAUCAAAGACUUGGCCGACGCCUUUGUGCCCAGCGGGCUGCUAAUAGAGUUGGUGGACAUUUCGCUGCCUUUGAUCGUGGACACUCUCCCGCCGCCCUUUGGGGAGGAGAUGAAGGGGAUCGCAGCUGCCUCCGGGAUCCCCCUGGGCGAAGUCGCGCUGUUCAACAUCUUCUACGAAGUCUUUACCGUCUGCACCUCGGUGGUGGCUGAAGACCCGAAAGGAAACCUCAUUCACGGCCGAAACCUGGACUUUGGCUUGUUUCUGGGCUGGGACAUGAAGAACAAGUCGUGGAUCAUCAGCGAGAAGCUGAAGCCGCUCGUGGUCAACUUGGACUUCCAGAGAAACAACAAGACGGUUUUCAAAUCCACAAACUUCGCCGGCUACGUGGGAAUGCUGACGGGAAUUAAGCCUAAAGCCUUCACCCUGACGAUGAAUGAGCGCUUCAGUCUGGACGGAGGAUACAUCGGCAUCGUGGAGUGGAUCCUCGGGAAGCGAGACGGGAUGUGGAUGAGCUUCCUCACACGCUCCGUCUUGGAGAACGCGACAAGCUACGAGGAGGCAAAAACUCGACUGGCUCAGACCAAACUCCUGGCUCCGGCCUACUUCAUCCUGGGAGGGAACCAGAGCAGCCAGGGCUGCAUCAUCACCAGGUCCAGAGAGCUCAGUCUGGACGUGCUAGAGAUCGACACUAAACUGGGACGCUGGUACGUCCUGGAAACCAACUACGACCACUGGAAGGAGCCGCUGUUCCUGGACGACCGCAGGACGCCGGCCAUGAAGUGCAUGAACCAGACCACGCAGGCUAACAUCUCGGUGAAGACCCUGUACGACGUCCUCUCCACUAAACCCGUAUUAAACAAGCUGACCACCUACACCACGCUGAUGCAGGUGGCCGAGGGGCGACUGGAGUCCUACAUCCGGGACUGUCCCAACCCCUGCAUGCCCUGGUGACCCCAUCCUCAGUGGCUUUCCAGAUCGUCCCAGUUCGGCUAAACGUUCAUGUUUACCACCUCUGAAAAAUCCAGGAAAGUCUGAAUAGAAAUGUUUGUCUUCCACUUUGUUUAAAAAAAAAAAAACGAAAGAAAAACUGCUUCACAGAUGCACAAUUUUGAUUACUGUCGACCACUGUUUUUCCUAAUGUGUAAUUAAAAGUCUAAUUAAA
Synchiropus splendidus (mandarinfish) is the source of this 1539-nucleotide messenger RNA. It is a transcript of the gene asah1b, whose product is annotated as N-acylsphingosine amidohydrolase (acid ceramidase) 1b. Gene Ontology annotation, biological process: fatty acid metabolic process. The transcript has 14 exons. NCBI's taxonomy places the organism in Eukaryota, Metazoa, Chordata, Actinopteri, Syngnathiformes, Callionymidae. The record is from RefSeq and is a predicted model, not a curated record. The coding region runs from base 150 to 1328 and encodes 392 amino acids. Gene Ontology annotation, molecular function: fatty acid amide hydrolase activity; N-acylsphingosine amidohydrolase activity. Gene Ontology annotation, cellular component: lysosome.